AUGCUCUAUAAGGUUGUCUUCGCCGUCGUUGUCUCUUUUGCUUUGACUUCUGCUCUUCCGAUUACAGGAGACAUCGGAGGAAGUCUUCCAAGUCCCCUUGGAGGUAUCCUCAAGCAACUAACCGAUCUCUUGGAUUCCUUUAAAGAUCAACUUCCUGUUCCACUCCCAGAACUUCCAGAAGUUCCUCUUCCAGAAAUUCCAGAGCUUCCAAUUCUCCCUGAAGUUCCAACCAUUCCAGAAGUUCCAACUUUUCCAGAAAUUCCAACUGUCUCAGAAAUUCCGCCUAUUCCAACUGUCCCAGAGAUUCCAUUUGCCUAA
Caenorhabditis remanei is the source of this 318-nucleotide messenger RNA. RefSeq lists its product as uncharacterized. The coding region runs from base 1 to 318 and encodes 105 amino acids. The record is from RefSeq and is a predicted model, not a curated record. The transcript has 2 exons. NCBI's taxonomy places the organism in Eukaryota, Metazoa, Nematoda, Chromadorea, Rhabditida, Rhabditidae.